ACUCGGCAUGGCCUCUGGAGCAUUCCCGCGCGAUUCGCUUCUAGUAGACUUGUGCUAUAAUCUUUGCAGUCUUCAUCUUCAUUGUUAUGAAUAAGACUUGACAAAGAAGUGAAGAUUCAGGGGAGUGCGAGUAUAGUGCAGAGCAUUAAUUUCAGGUUCAGGGACUCUGCACCACUGUCCAACAAAAGGCGAGCGACCAAAGUUGACAGAUAACCUUUCAAGCUUUGAAUCGAAAUCAUUCACCAUGAAGGGAAAGAUCAGGAAAAUCACCCUUACAAAUUUCAUCACAUACGAACACCUAGAGCUCAUUCCAGGACAAAACAUGAAUCUGAUUAUUGGACCGAACGGCUCUGGAAAAUCGUCUAUUCUGUGUGGAAUGUGUCUAGGACUUGCAGGAAAGCCUAGCUCAAUUGGACGCGUUACAAAGCUGUCUGAUUAUAUCAAAGUUGGGUGCAACGCUGCCACAAUUGAAAUUGAACUGCUUGGCACCAAAGGGGCAGCUAUCAUUACUAGAAUCAUCAACAAAGGUGGAUCUGAUUCAUCUGGCGGGACCUCAAAUUUUGCUAUCAAUGGCAAAACGGCCAAUCAGAAAGAGGUGAAUGAAUUUGUCAAGUCCAUGAACAUCCAGAUGGACAAUUUGUGCCAGUUCCUUUCCCAAGAGAGAGUGCAAGACUUCACCAAAAUGAACGCUAAAGAACUUCUGAUCAACACUGAAAAGACAGUUGGCAACAGUGAAAUGUAUGAAAACCAUCAAAGGCUGAUCACUCUCUGCAAGAGUGGAGGGGGCCAAGAAAAGUCGGUGAGCAACAUGGAGGAAGGUUUGAUCAGAGAGAAGAGCCGGCUGGAACAGCUAGAGGUACGCAUGCAGGGUAUGAGAGAAAGGGUUGAGCUUGUCAAGAAAUUGACCCACGUGAAGGCCAAAAUUCCAUGGGUUGAGUACAAUGAUCAAGUAGAGAGCAUGAAGGAGAUCAAGGGAGACAGGUCAAAGGCGAAAGAAAAGGUCACUGCAAUGGAAAAAGCGCUCAAGCCCCUGGAGAAAGCUACCAAUGAACUGAAUGAGAGACUGAAACUUCUGAAAGCUGAAGCAAGGAAAAAGACCUCAGGUCCAGCUGGUGGGAUCAAAAAGUACAUUGAGGACGAGGACAAGGUCCAAAGAGAAAUCCAGAGGAAGGUAGGAGACCUGCGUGAGAUUGAAAAGCAGAAGGAAAAGUUCCAGAGCGAGCUUGCUCUUCUCGAGUCAAAAAUCGCCAGCAACCAAGAAAAGUUGGAAGAGCUAGAAUCCUCGUUUGAUCCUGCUGAAAACAAAAAGGAAUUGGAGAAGUUGAACACCAAAACUCGGGAACUCUCUCGCUCAAUCGAAUCUGAGCAAGUGAAGUUGAGCACAAUCAAACGUCGGAUCACUGAUGCAAACUCUGCUAUCAGAGACAUUGACUAUGAUAUCAAAGAUCAGACCAAUUUGUCCACGAAGAGGGUCAGUGAGUUGAUUCGCCUGGACAAGCUGGCUUAUGAUGCGACGAUUUACCUCAAGAGAGAACUCGUCAAUUACAAUUUUGUAGGAGAAGUCUAUCCUUCCAUUGUCCUGGAGAUCAACACCAAGGACAAGAGGGCUAACAAGUACAUGAACUUAAUGGUCAGCAGGAGGGACAAAGUUGCCUUUUUGUGUGAGAAGAGCGAUGAUUUCAACUUCCUUUUCAUGCAUCUCAAAACCAAGUUUGGCAAAGGAGUCAACAUGCUUUGUCAAGAUAAGGAAAAUCUUGACCUCCAACAUCCAAUGGAAGUCAGUCAGCUCAAGAACUUGGGAUUUGACGAUUACCUCUCCAACCUUGUGAAUUGCCCCCAAGGGAUCUUCAACUUCCUGUGCAAAUCGUACAGGCUGCACUGCAUUCCUGUUGCGUUCAAAGAUGGUCAAGUCAAACCAGAUGAAGCUUCUAAAUACUUCAACUCUUACUUCAUUGGUGACACACACUACAAGAUCUCCACCUCGAGAUACACAAAUGAAAAGUCCUCGCGCACAACUCCCAUUCAUGCCAAGACAAGUUUGCUUGACAUCAAUGUUGAUCACGGCCUCGUUAGCAGUCUCAAAAAAAAGAGAGAACAGAAGGUUCUGGAGAUAGAGGAAUUGAAGAGUGAGCUGCAGCAAGCACAGUCUGCGAUUGAGUGUCUGGAAAGAGAGCAGGAGCCUAUUAGAAAGAACAUCAAGGAUCUCCGCAUUCAGGAAACACAAAUCAAUGAUCUGAAGAAACAAUUGAACAGAAAUAUGUCUUCUAAGAAUGCUAAACUGGAGCAGCAAGGAAAUUUUGAUAGCAACAAAGAGAAAUUGCUGCAGGGCAACAAAGUUCUGUUCAAAAAUGUGAUGCAGAGACUUGGCGACUUCAAGAAGCAUCUGAAGAAGUGCUACGAGUAUGACAUUGAGAGCGACUUUGCAAACAUGGAAGUCAAGGCACUCUCUCGCAAACACCAGUCAAAAUUUGAGGAGUUGGAUGAGAGGAAGAAGGAAUACAUGGAUUUCCUAAGAACUGUUAAAAAUCUUGAGGCUGUGUACCAAAGAAAGAAGCAGGAGAGUGAAGAUCUGAGGAAAGCUGCUGAAGAAGCGAUUGGCUGCAAACCAAACGACCCCAAAUUCAAAAAGUUCCAGGAAAUAUUUUCCAAACUGCCAAGCACGUUGAUUGAGCUUGAUGAUAUGAAGACAGAAAUGGAGAGCCGUCUUGAAUUCAUGGACAAUUCUGCUGACGGCAAUGUGGCAGAACUUCUUGACGUGCAAAAGACAAAGGUGGCUAAAAUUGAGAAGGACUUGGUUGCCUUGAGGAAAGAGGUAGCAAGCCGCAAAGCUGAAAUGGACAAGCUGAAAGCAACUUGGGUGCCUGCCCUUCGCGAGCUUGCAGACAGGAUCUGCGUCAAGUUUGAGAGACUCUUCAACUACAUGAAUUGUGAAGGAACAGUAAAGCUAAUUGAAGGCAAUCCUGAGGUGCCUGAUGAUUACGAAAACUUUGGUUUGAGCAUCCAAGUCAGUUUCCGAGCUGGAGAGAGCAUGCAGGAGCUUGGAGGAACUCAGAGUGGAGGGGAGCGGUCUGUGUCCACUGCAAUCUACUUGCUUGCCUUACAGGAACUUACAGAAGUACCGUUCCGUUGCUUGGAUGAAAUCAAUCAAGGUAUGGAUGCUACAAACGAACGCCGCAUCAUGGAGUUGAUGAUGAAGAUGUCUGGAGGCAAAGACAGCUGCCAGUAUUUCCUUGUCUCACCAAAGCUCCUUGCCAAUUUGGAGUAUGUCAACUCCUGCCGAGUGCUAUGCGUUCAACAGCCAAUGCGAAUGGACACAACCAAGUGGUCAAUGCACAAGUUCAUUCUAGACAAGCAGAUUGCAGCUGGUGAGAAAAAGCAGAAGUUGGAUAGAAAUCAUCCUCAAGAUAAUGAAGAGGAUAGUGAGUGAAUCAGUGCUUGGACCCUUCAAAUAGUAAGCAAGCUCUUUUGUACUCAGUUGAAGCUCUCAUUCGCGCUAUGGGACCUGAAUCUCUAAGAUAGCUCAGUUUUUUACUUAUUCACUCAAAUAAAAAUGUUAUUUUCAAAAGGAAA
Cloeon dipterum is the source of this 3570-nucleotide messenger RNA. RefSeq names its product structural maintenance of chromosomes 5 (gene SMC5). The coding region runs from base 245 to 3427 and encodes 1060 amino acids. The transcript is spliced from 21 exons. The record is from RefSeq and is a predicted model, not a curated record. Gene Ontology annotation, cellular component: Smc5-Smc6 complex; nucleus. Gene Ontology annotation, molecular function: ATP hydrolysis activity; ATP binding; single-stranded DNA binding. NCBI's taxonomy places the organism in Eukaryota, Metazoa, Arthropoda, Insecta, Ephemeroptera, Baetidae. Gene Ontology annotation, biological process: double-strand break repair via homologous recombination.